AUGCCCAAAUCUCGUGGCCUCACAAAGCUGUUGAACACAAUCCAGGUCCAAAAUGACUACUCCGUCCUCCCUGCCGGACUCGAAUGGCGUUCCAACACAGUGUUCAUCAUAGCCACAGUGGCAGUCGGUCUCUUCACGGAUCUCUUCCUCUACGGCAUCAUCGUUCCGGUGCUUCCUUUCAUGCUCCAAGAUCGAGUCGGAGUUCCUGAAGACCAAGUCCAAAGCUAUGUCUCCGCUUUGCUGGCCGGAUAUGCAGCGUCAUCGGUGAUUGCUUCGCCCAUUGCUGGAUACUUCGCGGACAAAACGGCGACGAGACAGGCGCCGUUCUUAUUCGGACUGGCGGCUUUGCUGGCUUCUACUGUGUUGCUGUUCCUUGGGCAGACGGUGGUGAUCUUGGCGUUGGCGCGGGUCUUGCAGGGUAUCAGUGCGGCGGUCGUCUGGACGGUCGGCUUGGCUAUGUGCCUCGAGACAGUUGGUCCGGAGAACCUAGGCAAGACCAUCGGGAGCAUCUUUGGAUUCAUCUCGGUGGGCGCUUUUGCGGCGCCACUUCUGGGUGGCGUUCUGUACGAGAAGACGGGCUACAUUGGAGUCUUUGGCAUUAGCGCGGCGAUGCUGGUCAUCGACUUUAUCAUGCGAUUGCUUGUGAUCGAGAAGAAGAUUGCAAUGAAGUACCAUGCCGAAGACCCGGAUUCUGUCGGCGACCUCACUGCCAGACAGCAGGAGCAGGACAACAACGACGGGGAACAGCAGGACUCCAACGGAAACAACAAUGGCCAGGAUCACGAGCAAACGCCAUUGCUCGGCAGCGUGCCACCUCCGGACGAAUACUACCAUCUGCCGCCAGCGGGUUCGAUGUCCGGCCUGUUUAGAAAGAUUCCUCUUCUCAAUUGCUUGUCAGACCCCAUGCUACUCACUGCUCUGCUGAUCUCCAUGGUCCAAGCACUCCUUCUGGGGUCAUUCGACUCCACGAUCCCAACUUUUGCGAAGCAGGCCUUUGGAUUUGCACCUCUCAAGGCCGGCCUUCUCUUCAUCCCGCUUGGCGUUUUCGACUUUGUGUUUGGUCCGGUCAUCGGAUGGGCCGUAGAUCGAUAUGGCACCAAAGUCGUCGCUGUAUUCGCAUAUGGCUUUCUGGGACCAGUGUUGAUCUGCCUCCGACUUGUUCAGCCUGGAGGGAGCGACCAGAUUGCCAUCUAUGUUGUCCUACUCUGUGGUUGUGGACUCGGUCUUGCUGGAAUUGGAGCACCCAGUAUUGUGGAAGCUGGAGCAAUCGUGCAAAAAUACUACGAAGCGAAUCCAAAGCUUUUCGGUCAGAAUGGACCUUAUGCACAGCUUUAUGGACUGAGCAGCAUGGUGUUCAACCUCGGUUUGGGCAUCGGACCUGAGCUCGCCGGAGAGUUAAAGGAGAAGAUUGGGUAUGGCAACAUGAAUGCUGUGCUGGCAGCCAUCUGCUUCUUUACUUGCAUUUUGUCUUUUGCGUUCAUCGGCGGGAAGCCGGAGGUACUUGUAAGAAACAAGUGGGUUCGAGCAAGAGGCAGAUGA
Messenger RNA from Zymoseptoria tritici IPO323, 1539 nucleotides. RefSeq lists its product as uncharacterized. The record is from RefSeq and is a predicted model, not a curated record. Gene Ontology annotation, biological process: transmembrane transport. The coding region runs from base 1 to 1539 and encodes 512 amino acids. NCBI's taxonomy places the organism in Eukaryota, Fungi, Ascomycota, Dothideomycetes, Mycosphaerellales, Mycosphaerellaceae. The transcript has a single exon. Gene Ontology annotation, molecular function: transmembrane transporter activity.